ACUCGUAGGAAGCAUACAGCGAAAAACUUCGUCAGAUUUAAUAAAUUAAAGUCAAAAUUUAUAAAAGAAACUGCGACAAAAGCAGAAUAUAUUGUGAAUUGUAUUAAGUUUACACACCUAGUUAGUCCACUCUUGGAAUUAGGUGGCAUAAGUUUUGUAUAAUGUCUACUCUACAGAAUGAGAAUCUUGUACGUGCAUUAAUCCGAAAUGCUACAGUGCCUUUAGUGUUCAGAGGUUUCGUGAAUAACUGGCCUAUGUGCCAUUGGUCAAUAGAAAAAUGGAGUUCAUUAUUUGGUGAUAAAGAAAUACCAUUCCGGUGUUUAAAGCGGGAUUUUGUUUCUGAUGAGCCAUGCUGGGAACGUAGGUGUAGUAUGAAAUCUAUGACCUUUAAACAAUUCGUGAAGACUCUUGACUCAUCUGAAGAAUGGAUGUACUUUGAUUAUAAAUACUUGCACCAAUGGUUUGAUGUUGAUACUGAAAUAUUCAAGGAAGUGUCUUGGAAGCAGUUUGGAUUUUCUGAUAAAGGUCCCACAGACACCACUCUGUGGGUGGGCAGCUCCGGGGCGCACACACCUGCCCACCAGGAUACAUAUGGUGUCAAUAUUGUUGCUCAAGUACAUGGAAAGAAGCGCUGGAUCCUUUUUCCUCCUGAAACAGCUGGCAUGAAACCUACAAGAGUGCCUUAUGAAGAAUCUAGUGUUUAUAGUGAGCUGAACUUCUACUGCCCCAAUAACCUCAGUGUUUUCAAUGGAUUGUCUGGUGGUCGUAUGGUGGAGCUCUCACCCGGCGACGCGUUGCUCGUGCCCCGAGGCUGGUGGCAUUACGUGCAGAACUUGGACCCUCUGAACAUAGCCCUUAAUGUGUGGCUGCCUCAUGAAAAGGACGCCUCGGCGCGUGUAUCGGAGGCGCUGAUCAAAAUACUAGUAGCCCAGGUGUGCAAGGAUCUGCCACACAAGACGGCUAAACUUCUAGUCAACCCUAAUGAGGACGACAUUGCGGACACGCCAUUGGCCGUGCUGUUCCUACAACUGGAAACAGUCUCCAACUUAUACAUGGACAGCAAACGGAAGUCGCGAAGGAUUAAACGACAGAAGACUUGCGAAGAAGAUCCCACCCCUACUGAUUCAGAAGAUUGCGAUGUCAACGCCAUCUUAGACGACCCAGCCAAUAAACUAGAGGUAGCCGAAAGUAUUACUAACGCAGAUCUGAUAAAUUUGAUUAAGGAUAAUUUAAAGAAAUAUGCUAAUACUAAUAGAUCUUUUGACGAGGAUGAAGUAGAUGGAGCCACUGCGAACCUCUGUUUGACUAAAGCCGUGAUUGACGCGUUCAGUCAGAGCAAUGUGAUUGAUCUCGUCAAGCAGAAUAUGUUGAGUAGACUGAGUUAGAUGUUAGACUGUAUAUGGGUAGUGAAGUAGAUAAAGAUUUACCAGAAAUAUAGCAGACCUGACAAUGAGGGCGCUAGUUCUGCGUUUCAUAUAGCAACACCUAUGGAUAUUGUGUUGACCACUAUAUAUGUGUUGUUGUAAACCAAUAGUUAUGUCAUAUUAAGUGAUAACAAGCUUAUUUGACAUUGAUUUGUAGUGCACUAAAAUUAUUAUCAAAAGUAUAUAUA
This is a messenger RNA of Amyelois transitella, 1612 nucleotides long. It is a transcript of the gene HSPBAP1, whose product is annotated as HSPB1-associated protein 1. Gene Ontology annotation, molecular function: 2-oxoglutarate-dependent dioxygenase activity. The coding region runs from base 162 to 1385 and encodes 407 amino acids. The transcript is spliced from 6 exons. The record is from RefSeq and is a predicted model, not a curated record. Lineage: Eukaryota; Metazoa; Arthropoda; Insecta; Lepidoptera; Pyralidae.